Lymnaea stagnalis (great pond snail) is the source of this 177-nucleotide messenger RNA. The record is from the annotation of a GenBank genome assembly. NCBI's taxonomy places the organism in Eukaryota, Metazoa, Mollusca, Gastropoda, Lymnaeidae.
AUGGACGGCUUCCACAGCGGUCUAAGCAGAGUGCCUCUGCUCCUCCCCUCGGACCACCAAGGACACGUGAUCAAGUCAGAGGCCGAAUUCCAAGCAGCGAUGGACAGUCUGGGAAGGUCCGGUGACCACAUGAGUCUCUAUCACGGCGGUCACGGCAGCGGUGCUUUAGUGAACUCG